GGCGGACUUGAGUUCUGUCAUCUAGAAAGACUCGAUUUAAUUUUGCUUCAACAACUGAUCAACUUUCUUUUUCUUCCUUUCCGUUUUUUUUUUUUUUCUUUUGCCAGAUGCCAUCUCCACUUCCAAGCCCCAAAAACCCAUGAACAAAACCAAAUACAAAACCCAAAACAAAUCAAACCCACUCUCCACUCUCCACUCCCCACUCCCCACUCCAACAUGUUUUUCUCCUCCACUAGAGCGGUGGCGAGAAACCACACCCACAUUGAGUCCGAUCCGAUUUCUGUCGCCUGAAUCUUUCAUCGCCUAGGUUGCUUUGUUAUUGCUUCUCUGGUUUGCUGGGUUUUGCAUCGUUGCUUCUUUCUUCUUCGAUGUUGAUCUCUGCGUUUUGAUCUCUGAGAAGCCAACAAAAGCGACGAUCUUACAUGAGAAUUGAGACUUUUUGAUGGCCGAAUCGAAGACAAAAUCCCAGAAACUGUCUCCCAAAAAAGACACCUGGGUCGAUAGGAUCAGCGAUCUACCAGAAUCUCUUAUUUGCCACAUCCUUUCAUUUCUUCCAAUCCAAGAGGUAGUUGCCACAAGCAUUUUGUCGAGCAGAUGGCAACACCUUUGGACUCUCUUCUCGAGACUCGACCUCGACAGUAAAACAAUCGGCGAUUCAUUGUCAUGCGGCCAAGGUCAGUGCAAACCCUUCAGCUUUGGACACAUUGUGUCCACACUUUUGACUCUACACAGAGCACCUUACCUACGAACUCUUCGCCUCAAAUGCUUCUUGUGUCGUAAAUGUUCUCGUCUUGAUAAAUGGAUUGGCAAUGUCGUUGAGCGUAAUUUGGAAGAACUUGAUCUCCAGAUUUAUGGUGAUUAUUUGUUUUGGAAAUUGCCUCAGAGCAUUUUCUCUUGCAAGACGUUAGUAGUUUUGAAUUUAAAUGGCGCAAUUGUGCUUGAUCCUCCCCCAUCAUUUCAAUUCCCAAGCCUAAAGAUACUCCGUCUUGUACAAAUUGUUUAUAGACCUGACUCUGUUUUUAGGCUCCUCUCUGGCUGCCCGGUUCUCGAAGAUUUGUCAUUUCAAAGACAAGCUUUGAAGGCUGUGUUCAAACAUAAAAUAUGUGCUUCUACUUUGAAACGUUUAAGUAUAACUUUUGGCCAACAUGACUUCGAUGGAUCUGAUUUCGGUUCUCUUGAUUACAAACUGGAGAUAAAUGCCCCAGCUCUGGAGUACUUUAAGUUUGAAGGUCAUCUGCGUGACAUCGUUUUCCUUCACAAACUAGACAGCUUAGUUCAGGCUGAUGUUUAUAUUAGUAGUUUUGAGGCUCAUACAUUUGGGGUAGGUUGGGAAGAUGAUAGACAUCGCAAUGAAUGUUGUGCAGAUAGGGUAUUCAACUUUCUUGCCGCACUCUAUAACGUCAAACUCCUGUCAUUUUCCUCUAGUAGAUUAAAGUGUCUCAGCUAUGGUUCUGCUUGCCUUUCCCAGUUCCAAAAUUUGGUCCAAUUGGACUUCAAAGUGUAUGCUUGGACAUGGCACAUGCUACAAGCCUUGCUCCAAAAUGCUCCUAAUCUAGAAGUUCUUUUUGUUACUCAUAAGAGUCGUGGUUACCUUAAACACAAUGUAUGCUGGAAGGAGCCACCAGAUGAUCCUAAUAAUUUGACAUCUUGCCUUACUAGUUUCUGUUAUAAAGGAUUUGGUUUCGAACAUGUACUGGAAUUUGUAAAAUAUAUUCUAAAGGAGGCAAGAGUGUUGAAGAAAGCAACAAUUCAUGUUCGUGGUCAUGAUAGAAAGUUAAAGGAAAGCAUUGUCAAGAAAAUAUCUAGGUUCCCAAGGUGCUCAAUGACAUGUCUUCUUACAGUCAAUUGAGGUAUAUUUGUUUAACUGCUACUCAGCAACUGAUUGGAUGUAUGUUCGAAGUAUUUUCAGUUAUAAGUAUAACAGACACUUCUUGUGGUAUA
Messenger RNA from Quercus lobata, 1941 nucleotides. RefSeq names its product F-box/FBD/LRR-repeat protein At3g52680-like. The record is from RefSeq and is a predicted model, not a curated record. Gene Ontology annotation, molecular function: protein binding. The coding region runs from base 443 to 1849 and encodes 468 amino acids. The transcript is spliced from 4 exons. NCBI's taxonomy places the organism in Eukaryota, Viridiplantae, Streptophyta, Magnoliopsida, Fagales, Fagaceae.